Nymphaea colorata (pocket water lily) is the source of this 4714-nucleotide messenger RNA. Its product is annotated as pentatricopeptide repeat-containing protein At5g01110. NCBI's taxonomy places the organism in Eukaryota, Viridiplantae, Streptophyta, Magnoliopsida, Nymphaeales, Nymphaeaceae. Bases 77 to 2386 code for a protein of 769 amino acids. The record is from RefSeq and is a predicted model, not a curated record. Gene Ontology annotation, molecular function: protein binding. The transcript has 3 exons.
CAACCAAACAGGCCCUAAAUCUAACCCGGUGGCAUUGACCCUGACACGAUGUAGUCCUCCCGCGGGGAAAGAACUGAUGAAUAGGAGAAGCAACCUAGCGAGCGUUGUAGGCAUGGCAACGGUCGGGAAGCCUCGUCCGUCUGGAGUUCCGCGUUGGUUCAGGUAUGAGUUCCGGGCACGACUUCGUGAUUUUGCGUCCCCAGAUGUCUUUUCCGGCGAAAGGCUGCAAGAGUCUUCGCUACGACGCGGGAAACCUGCUGGAGCUGUUUCCAAGCUCUCGGAAGCAUGUUCGCAUCGCUCUACGGCGCUAAGACCACCUUUUCCCGCGAAUGGUUCCGGUGCCUCUACCUCCGAUCGCGGCGUCAUCGACGACGUCUUCCGCGGCUUGGAGAAUGGCGCUUGGAAUUAUAUGCGAUGCUGCGUCUCUGAUCUCACCCCAUCGGUUGUUGUCGGCGUUUUGUACAAGUGCAGUGGGGAUUUGAGUUUAGGACAGAAAUUCAUAGAUUGGUUGGGGAAACAGUCGGGUAUCCGGCACUCUUCGGAUUCCUUGAGCGCCAUGAUUCAUAUCCUGGUUCGGAGCCGAAGGCUCUCGGAUGCACAGGCUUUGAUUCUGAGGAUGGUGCGGAGACGAGGGGUUACGAGGCCUGCCAUUGUUGGAAGCUUGGUAGGUACUUACAAACAUUGUCAGUCGAACCCAUUGGUGUUCGAUUUGUUGGUUAAGACUUACGUCCAAUCCAGGAAAUUGAGGGAGGCAGUGGAGGCAUUUAGAAAUCUGAGAAGUAGAGGCGUGUCGCCAUCAAUUCAUGCUUGUAAUAGCCUCUUGGGAAGUUUAGUGAAAGCACAUUGGGUGGAUAUGGCGUGGGAGGUAUACAGAGAGGUCCUUGAUAGCAGAGUGGGGAUGAACAUUUUUACGUUUAACAUAAUGGUUAACGCGUUGUGCAAGGAUCGGAUGAUUGGGAAAGCUAUGGAAUUCGUAUCUGAAAUGGAAACCAAGGGAGUUCCUCCAGAUAUUGUAACAUAUAAUACGUUGGUAGACGCGCACUGUCGUGAAGGUCUUGUUCAGGAUGCAUUUGGAUUGCUGGAUGUCCUCUCCAUCAAGGGAUUGCGGCCUGACAUUGUUACCUACAAUUCUCUCGUUAAUGGACUUUGUCGAAAAGGGGAGUACGUGAAGGCAAAAGAACUUGUAGCUGAUGUGUUAAGAGCUGGAUUGAUUCCGAACACAUCAACAUACAAUAUUUUGAUUAGUGGCUGCUAUGAGAGAGGCAAUGCUAUUGAAGUUGCUGAAAUAUAUAAGGAGAUGAGAUCUUAUGGCCUUGUACCAGAUAUUGUCAGUUACAGCUUACUCAUCGGUUUCUUUUCUAGGAAAGGAGAUCUUAAUACUGCAUUAAUGCACUUUGAAGAUAUGAAGAUCGCCGGUUUGGUUCCUGACAGCGUCAUUUAUACGAUGUUGAUUGAUGGAUUCUGCAAGACAGGUCAAACUACUGAGGCUCUAAAUAUCCGGAACGAGAUGGUACAAAGAGGUGCUCUUCCAGAUAGUGUUACAUACAAUGCAAUCAUGAAUGGAUUCUGUAAGGAGAGAAGACUAGAAGAAGCUGACGAAUUGCUUACAGAGAUGGUUGAAAGAGGAAUUGUCCCGGACUAUUGUACAUUUACCACCAUUAUAGAUGGUUACUGCAAGAAUGGGUAUAUAGAAAAAGCUGUGAAUAUGUUCCAGAGAAUGAUGGAACAGAAUAUCAAGCCUGAUAUUGUGACAUACAAUACUCUGAUAGAUGGGUUUUGCAAGGAAGGUGAUACCGAGAAGGCAGAAGAAUUUUUAAAUUCUAUGAUCUCGUGUGGCAUCUCACCCAAUCACAUUACCUAUAGCAUUUUGAUUGACGAAUUGUGUAGCAAGGGUAGUAUAACUGAUGCAUUAUUUUUAUGGGAUGAAAUGAUUAAUAAAGGUAUUAAACCUAACAUUGUAACAUAUAAUUCUAUUAUUAAAGGCUACUGCAGGUCAGGAAGUGUGAACAAGGCAGAAGACCUUUUGAAGCAGAUGAGUGCAGAAGGUAUCAUUCCGGACAAGAUAACAUAUAAUACACUAAUUCAUGCGUAUUGCAAACAAGAAAAGGUCCAAGAUGCUUAUGCUCUUGUGCAUAUGAUGGACAGUCGAGGGAUACAUCCUGACAUUGUUACGUAUAAUGUGCUUUUGAAUGGGUUCUGUACUCAAGGUAUACUGGAAGAAGCUGAGUCUAUCUUCAGAAUAAUGACCGAUAGAGGCAUAAUGCCGGACAAAUCAACAUAUACAUUUUUGAUGAAUGGGUAUGUUGCUUCAAACAAUUUGAAGAAGGCAUUCCGUCUUCACGAUGAGAUGCUAAGGAAAGGAUUCCUAGUUGAAGACCAGUUCUGACCUCUUCAUUUUCUUCCUUUGUUUGUGUUGACGUUCUUUUCAAUCAAGACUGCAGGGGAAACUCCCUGCCUUUAAGAAACAUUUAUACUGAAUAUACAAAAGAACAGAGCAUUCAGAAAAAAGAUCAUGAUCAGCGUUCACCAGUCUCAUUCUUGCCACUAGCAACCUGCAAGGUUGUAACUCUAGUAGGGGACAGUGACUGUCGGAUGAGUCAGCUGCUAAAUGUUGGAGAAUUCUGGAACCAAAUGUUUCCAACUUUUCAAGCACAGGAAUCAACUAGUUAUGCGCAUGUGGAUCAUUGCAGCUAAGUUCUAGCUUGUGAGUAGGAGUAUAUAUAGACUGAAGCCACUAUCAGUAACAAGAGUAACAGCAUUUAAGAGAAAUUGUCUGAGUUAGCUACUGCAUGACCGAUCCUCGUGAAAGCGAAACAGCAGUCCUUGCAAAGAAGAUUUUCAUUCACAGAAUGGAGACACUUGAAAGUACUGCUUCACGAUUUUGUUGAGUAUAGCCCGUAUCCUGCUGUGCUAGCUUAUAUUUCUAUCACGUACCUUUUGUCUUGUUCCCUUGUGGGGUUAUGCUUUUGCAUCCAUUAAACUCUCACUCUUUGCCUGUUAUCAGUUGGAAUUUCUCAGGUUAUAUCGACCAACAGAAUAUAAGUCUCUCACACGCUCAUAUGCAGAGUCAACAUAAUCACCAAUUUAUAUGUUAUAUACUCUAAUACACAAAAUAAACAUAUACAGGGUUACCAGAAUCACCAUAUUACAUGUGAAUAUACUCUGAUGCACAUUAUAUAUAGUUAUAUACUAUACUAGUAAUAAAAUGUAUAACAAGCAUACUACAUAUAUUUGCAUAUUUUCUAUAUAAUAAAGCUCUCAUGGCCCAGCCCAGUCGCCAAGUUGUCAGGCCACAAGUCAGGACCCAAGGACAAUCAUGCCAAAUCACUGGGUUUUAAAACGUUUUUGCAUCAAUUAGUUGAUUAAGUUCUUUUAAUCAACCAAGACACAUGCAAAUGUGGUCUCAUGAUUUAGCCCUUUCGACCUGUAUACCUGUAGAUACAGUCCUUUACUACUAGUACAUCAAUUAUGGCUCCGUGUCCCUGGUGGUAUGUGCAGACAUGCAUGGGCACGUUCAUUUGGAUGCUGGUGCAUAGGAUCAUUAUUUAAGUAAUUUUCUACUAAUUUAUAAUAACAUUAGAAGAGUAUGGGCAAUUAAUUAAGAAAAGACUGCCUAUCUCAGUUUCUCUGCCACCUCGAGGUUGAGGAGUUUGUGGAGUUAAAAGGUCAUUUUGGCUAAUUGAAGCUUCUUAAAUUGUUUCUUGUCCUUGUGUUCUAAUAGACUAAUACCGUUACGGCAUAGAAAGUAACCCAGGGUGGGGGAGCUGUUACUGUGAAAAUGCUUGUUUUGUCUCUUGAAGCUUCAUAGAUUUAGCUAUCUAAGAUUCUAAAGUAUCAUGACACAAUCUGGAGUCCUUUGGCCUCUUUCUGUGGUACUUGGGGAAUUUUUAGUUCUUUUGAUAUCUAUGGCGGUACAGUAAUUCUAGCAAUUUUGAAUUGUAACUAACUAAGUAUAUUGAGAUGAGAUGAAAUUCUAUUUUAGAGCUAGGACGAAUCUUCUUGACUGCCUUGUUAGAUACCAAACUGGAGUGUGUGAAAGCCAGCCUGCUUCUGGAGACUGUUGAGGUCUUUUCAGUGGCAAGAUUCUUUAAAUUGUCAAAGUGAUGGCGUUGCACGAGAAAUUAAAUAGAAAAGGAGAUUUGUACAUUAUUGCUCGUCAUCAUUCACUGCUUGUUGUUACAAGUUGUCAUUUUUUUUUUUUCACUUUGAUAAUAUUUGAAAAUCCCAGGUUAUGUUUCACAUGUCUGAUAGAAGUAUCGAGGAGCUUUUUUGAUGGGAGGCAGUAUAUGGACCUCAGGGUUUUCCAGUUAUUCGGGAGAUGGGGCACUCGGCAUACUCGGAGGAUUUCAGUAGCCAUGCCAGUCUUAGCAUUUCUCUACAGAGGCUUGAUCCGGUUUUGCCAUCAGGGAGUCGUCCAUAGGCUACGGUUGUUGCCCACAUGUUCUUCAGGAUUGGUUCUAAAUUUGGAAGUUUUGGCUCUGCCCUUUGUCAGGUGGAUGAUGCUCUUGCCUCUUCGCUUUGUCGGGUGGAUGAUGCUCUUGCCUCUUCGCUUUGUCAGGUGGAUGAUGUUCUUGGUUGGCAUGUAUAUGUAAAUAUGUAUGAACUGAACGUUGUUACACAAGCUUUGGCGUGCUCCCCAUGCGCUCUAUAAGAUACUAUAAAAUAAUUUCAGUUGAUUUAAUGGUAUAAAUAGAUUCAACAUAGUUUCCUAAAA